AUGGUGUGGCCCAGGACAGAGGACCCCGUCGAAAAGUCCAAACUUCGAAACAGCUUCCUGGACAAGCUCCGCUUCCUGGACAACAAGACCAAAGCGGGGAAUACGCUGGAGGAGAAGAUGAAGUUCCUCUCGCCCAAGGAUUGGGAGGCCGUCCUUGACAAGAAUCGUGCUUUGGCUGCCGGUGUGGGCCUGUACGUCAGGCCUCAUCUUGAUCUGGAGGCAAUGCCCGAGCCUGCCGAAGAGCAGGCUUUGGUUGUGGUUGCAGAAUCCUCUUUUCCGCAGAAAGAAGCCCGCCCGGACCCGGUGGAAUAUGCUCGAACCGACAUAUUUUAUCUCCGAACGACGGGUGGCCAGAAGGGUGUCUUUCAAGUUCACAAAGUGCAACAGCAGGACGCCUCGGAGGGCUAUGUUCAUAUCUUCAGGGUCAACGAGGAGUGGCGGAUUACAAUUUCGGCCCACCUGCUGAGGCCAACGCAGUACAAAGGGAAGCAAACAGCUUGCAGUGUCCUGCAGAUUCGUGGCUGCAAGCCAGUUUUGCAGCAGGGUGCCUUACUUGUGUUGGAGACCAUCAUCUCCAGCUCAGCUCCGGCUGAUUUGGAGCUGAACCUGCUGCCGAAGAUACCAGCUUGCAAGAUCGUCUGCCAGGGCUCGGAAGUGGACCUGCAGAGCCUCGAAGCCUUUUUGGGUUUCAUGGAUUGGAUGCCAAGGUGGCAGAAGUCUGGUUUGCUCUCGCCCACGCAGAAGAAGCUUCAAGGAGGAGUGAGGCUGCCCCUCCUGGUCUUCUUUAUCCUGCGAGCCCCACUCAGCGACGAAGUUUCUGAGGCCAAGGGGGACAAGUUCGAGUCGGACGAGUCCAAAGACGUUUGCUCCAUUUGCUGUGCCAAGCCAUGGGACGGACGUGCCCUGAAGAAAGAGGUGAAGCUUCGGAACCUGAUGGCCUUGGACCGAUUCUUGAAUCGUUCCAGCGGCUUUGCCUCCAAAGCUGCCGAUCAAAGCUUGGUCGAAAUGGGACUCCAAGAACUCAGCCCGUCCCAUUACCACAGGCAGGUGAUGCACUUGUGUACUGGGGUUGCCGUUCCCUUGGCCAUGAAGCUUGUUUUGCCUGCUGCCAGAUUAUCGUGCGAUUUUGCAUUUCGUUUCUUUCGGCGAGCAGCAACGGUCCUCCACGAGGACCGAUGCAAUCAUACGCAAGCACAUAAGCAGAAUGUGAAUUCUUGGCUUCAGAUGCUUCAGGAGCUGAAGGAGCAGAGGUUCCGGUCCCUGAACCUCAUAUCCGAUGCCAGCCCGAAGGCUCGAAUGGACGUUUGGCUACCCCUCGUGACCGUGGACAGGACGAUGGCACCGUGGGUUUUGCAACGUCUCUCGGACUUGCUGCCUUCUACAGCCUCUACGGAAACGAAAAUGGAGGAGUGCCAAAGGCUUGCAGACCAGGCAGCACAGGCCGACAGCAAGCAGGCUACGGCACGCAAACUGCCGAAGACGAUAUCGAAGAUCAAGCAGCAACGAUUGUCUACGAGAGAGCAUCUGAAAGCUGUCAUCCAUUCGUUGGACCUGCUGGAGUGUGAGCUGCAACCCCCGAAGCAAACACUGGCCGGUGCACGGCCACAGGAUCACGUCGUCGUGGAGCAGUACGACAACAAGUGGUCUUUCCGUUGCAACACACAGUCUGGAGAGUCCGAGUGGCUCUGUGUGGACAAAAAACUUCUUCGUUUGGUUUUGCAAGGAGACCAAGGUGGCCCGCUUUACUCGGGCUACCAAUACCUCGCCGGGAAAGGUUUUGCUGUGUCCUUCAUCAGAGACGAGUCGUGCCUUGGAUUCGAGUAG
This is a messenger RNA of Symbiodinium sp. CCMP2592, 1824 nucleotides long. Lineage: Eukaryota; Dinophyceae; Suessiales; Symbiodiniaceae. The record is from the annotation of a GenBank genome assembly.